Aspergillus caelatus is the source of this 1455-nucleotide messenger RNA. RefSeq names its product Alpha/Beta hydrolase protein. The coding region runs from base 1 to 1455 and encodes 484 amino acids. The transcript has 4 exons. Lineage: Eukaryota; Fungi; Ascomycota; Eurotiomycetes; Eurotiales; Aspergillaceae. The record is from RefSeq and is a predicted model, not a curated record.
AUGUAUUCAGAUAUACUUCUAUUUCUAAGCACAAUAUCCUGCCUUCUCCCUACCAUCACCGCCCAAACCUUCCCCCAGAUAGACUUAGGCUAUGCAACUCAUACCCCAACCUUCAUCAACACCACCAAAUCCGGCACCAAAAUCGGUCUCUACAACAACAUCCGCUUUGCGCAGCCACCCACCGGAGCUCACCGCUUCCGUAAACCAGUCACUCCACCGCCCCACGAAGACGGCACCCAGGAUGGUCGAGAUCGACUCGCAACAAGUGAUUGUGUCAGCAGUGUGAAUUCGCAGGCUCCUUUUCCGGGAAUCAACGGCACCACCUGGGGGCAGGAGGAUUGUCUUUUUCUGAAUGUGUGGGUGCCGGAGGGUGUGCGUGAGGGGGACAAUGUGCCGGUUCUACACUGGCUGCACGGGAGUGCGUUCGCAUUUGGAAGUAAGGAUUUGAUGGGGUUGUACGGGUGGGUAUCCUCUGCGCAUGAAGAUAUGGAUGCCAAUGUGGGGCUGCAUGAUGGUAUUGCUGCGUUGGAGUGGACGAAGAAGUAUGUCUCUCGGUUCGGUGGUGAUCCUGACAAUAUCACUGUCGGGGGACAGAGCGCGGGAGCUGCUAUGAUUGCCAUGAUGCUCGUAGGGAAUGGUGGGAACGGUACACUUCCUUUCCAGAAGGCAUUUCUGUCAUCCCCUGCUCUCAUGCCGAGAAGGAACGUAACAGAGCGUCGCCAGGAGGUCUAUGACCGAGCACUCCAAGCUGCGAACUGCUCGUCGCUCGCCUGUCUUAGGAAUGCAACACCAUCCGCCUUGGCCGCCACGAAUAAAAAAGUUCUAGAUCUCCCUGGCGGCUCGGGAGGAGGCACCUUUGGUCCUGGGAUUGGUAUCGGGCCGUUCCCCGACGGGAAAUACCUUCUUGAUGCAGUCCCCGUCAUGCUCCAACAAGGCCAUUACCACAAGAAUGUUCAAGCGGUAAUGUCUGGAAACAUGGCAGCAGAAGGAUUUGGGAUGACUUCAGAAGUCAGCACGUACAAAGACUUUGCCACAUUGGUCCGACGCCUGGUACCGGGAGCAAGUAAUUCUACCGUUCAGCACAUCCGGGACAUGUAUCCCUACCCAGAUUCGCAGCUACAACUGGUUGCGAACACUUGGACAACCGACGUGGUUUUCGCCUGCAAUGCGAGAGCUGUUGCAAAGGCUUAUGGGAACAGAACUCAACGAGAGGGAGUUGGAUUGCCUGUGGAGAACGUUUCUCUUGCCAGGCAAUUUCAGUCCGAGGUCCUAAAGUUUACUACAGGAAAUCUAAAGCAGGAUAAUAGGACAGAUGUCUGGACUUUGUAUGCCCCAGGUGCCAAGAUGGUCAAUGUCACACUUGAUGGAAUUGAACAGAGCGUUGACCCUUGGGCCAAGAAGCCUAACUGUGAGAUUAUCUUGAAGACCGUUAUGGAGAAGAGCAACGGGGCAUGA